Elgaria multicarinata webbii is the source of this 8870-nucleotide messenger RNA. It is a transcript of the gene CEP164, whose product is annotated as centrosomal protein 164. The transcript is spliced from 33 exons. The coding region runs from base 10 to 5151 and encodes 1713 amino acids. Lineage: Eukaryota; Metazoa; Chordata; Lepidosauria; Squamata; Anguidae. The record is from RefSeq and is a predicted model, not a curated record. Gene Ontology annotation, biological process: cilium assembly. Gene Ontology annotation, cellular component: ciliary transition fiber; centrosome; centriole. Gene Ontology annotation, molecular function: protein binding.
GCUCCGGGGAUGGCCAUGGCCGGCCCGGCCAUACGCAUCGGGGACCAGCUCAUUCUGGAGGAGGACUACGACGAGACCUACAUGCCGAGCGAGCAGGAAAUCCAUGAGUUUGCGCGAGUGAUUGGGAUCGACCCUGAGAACGAGCCGGAGCUGAUGUGGCUGGCCCGAGAAGGCAUCGUGGCCCGCUUGCCUGCCGAAUGGAAGCCUUGCCAAGACAUUACCGGAGACAUCUAUUACUUCAACUUUGCCAACGGUCAGUCAACGUGGGACCAUCCAUGUGAUGAGCGCUACCGACAGCUCGUGGUCCAGGAGAGAGAGAAGCUCCUGGAUCAAGAAGGCCUCAAGAAGAAAGACAAGAAGAAAAAGAAAGAGAAGAAGAAAGAGAAGAGAGCGAGCGAGCUGCUGAAACGCCCAGGUGAGGUGCAGUCAGAGCCGGGGAUUGUUCCUUCAACAUCCUUUUAUAAAGUUUCAUCCCCUGUCCUGUCGUCCGGGCAUGUGAGUCCUGAUCUAGAGCAGCAGGGCAGCCUGAUCACAAGGAAUGAGCCUUUCCUGAAGACCCACACAGGGGGGAAAGCAUCGGGGAUGCCUGGGCUGCUCUCAGGUCCUGCUCCAGCUAAGCUGCAGCCUCUGGGGCCAGCCAAGCCAAGUAGGAGUCGCCAGAUCCUUGCAGAUGUGGAGAAGAUUCUUGGAAGGGCUUCGUCUUCCAACAGACUGGACUCUGCUCUCCAGUCACGCCAAGAUGUGACUGCGGAAAUCAGGUGUGCAGCUGCUGCUCACGCCUUUUCAGACUCUGAGCCUGAGGAUUUGGAUAGCAUCAGUGUUGCAAAGCCCCUUUUCCAAACACUGAAGGAACCUUCUCAAGCCGUGGAGAAUGCUAAAAUGGUGGUAGUUCUGGGGACGCCUAAGGAGAGAAGCCUGUUCUCAGAGGGUGAAAAGCUAGGCAAGGACAAAGGGGGCAGACAGGUGGAAGGCCAGCCACCUGUUCAUCUCUCCCCAGGAGAGGGGGCAGUGGGGACUGUCUGUCCUGUGCCUGACCCCCAGCUGCAGGUGUUCUCUGUGCUGGGAGCAGUGGCUGGAACAAGUGGGGAUGCUAGCCCUCUGCUGGCAGGUGCUGCUGUUCCAGUUCAACCAAGGGAUGAAAAGAAACAAGGUGCGAGGCCAGAUGGUGGCGGCGGGAGCAGUGUGACUAGCAGCUUGGCUGACCAUCUUGCUUCCCAGAUCUUGGGUGAAGUAGAUAACUUUUCCUGGGACUUACAAAGCUCUCGUGAGUCUGACCAUCCCACGGAACACCUGGCUGCCAGCAAGAGGCCUUUUCUAGAAGCUCUGCAUACCCCUCAGACGCAAAGCUCUCCUGACGAACGGUCAGAAAGUGAGUGUUACUCGGAGGACCAGAAGUUCUACCAGCAUGUGCUCCAUAUGGUGAAGCGAUCCAGAGGAGCAGAGCUGUCUGAGCCCAAACCCCUCAAGCAGCGACAAGGUGGCACCAAAGAACCUGGCACUGGCCAGGACGGAGAGCCUGAUGUGACUCGGUAUGGGGCCAUGGCAGUGGAGGCUAGACCUAGCCAAGGAGCUGCAGGCUUUCAGACUGGGAGACUGCAGAGCCCAGGCGAGGGACAGGGAGGCAGCAUUGAAAACGGGCAGGCAGAAGGAGAGCCAGUGCAGAGCGGAGCACAAGCACAGAAUGACAGCGGGCCUGAGCUCUCACCAGCGGGAGACAGAGGCAAAGAGUCUCCAGGGCCUGCACUAGCCCCUCCCCAAGCUGCCCUAGGGAGUCUUGCUCCACUGCGUGGCUUUGUAGAUGCUCCAGCAGCUGCUCUCUGUGACACACGAAGUAGGAAUGGAAGAAGUUUUGUGGAACCAAAGGCACCGGCCCAAACAUGGGCAAUGCCUGACAGCUGCAGGAAGAGUCUCUUUGAAUCUAUGGAUGAUGAUGGUGGUGGUGGUGGUGAUGAAGAAGAAGCAGUGGCAGCAGCCUCCUUGAACCAGCUGAUUCUCGAUGGGGCAGAAAAGGAAGAAGGCAGCAAUGAGGUAAGUCCCUGUGGGACAGCCGGGCUUCUCAAGAAUCUGCAUGUGGGUGUUAGUGCUCUUUCUGCCAGCUUUGACAAUGAGGCUUCUGAAGGUAGCAGUCACCUGAAGGAAUGGCACAUUUCUGACCCCUUGGACCCUGAGCCACAGGACACACAGAGGCCAGUCUUGGAGAAUGUUCUGGAUGUGGCAGCAUUAUCUCCGGUCUUGGACAGCCCAAACUUUGGGGUGAGCAGAGCUGCUGUUGAAAGCACUCGUAAGGAGGAGGACCCUGGCUGGUUGGCACAGGAGAAGGAUACAAGCAAAGGCAGCUUAGAAGAGGAGCAAAGCCAGGGGUCAGCAGAAGCAACCAAGAGGGAGAGGAGCAAAAGAUGUCCCAGUGCUUCCGAAACAGCCGAAGAGAUGGCAGCUGUGGCAGAUGCUCAUGCUCUGCAGGCAAAGAAGACGAGAGCUGCCCAGCAGCAGAGGAACCUUGACGAGCAAGAGCCGCCUUGCCCGGAGAAUUGUGAAGUUGAGGUUAAGCAAACAGAACUAUUUAAGAUGCAUGCUGGAGAUUCCCUGGAGGAAAUGAGCAAAGCGAAGCACACUUCCCUGGAACAAGCAAAAAUGAAUUUGCGAGAAGAAAAGCAGGUUCCAAUCCAAAAUCAGAAGGAACAGCUGCGGCAAGAGGAGGAAGAGGAGAUCCAGAUGCUGCAUCAGCAGAAAGAAGAUGCCCUCCGGUCGCUCAAAACUGAGUUGGAGAAGGCCAGGCAAGAGGAGGAGCUGCGGUUGAGGGAGGAGUCACAAGACGAACUCCAGAAACUCCAAACCCAGAUCCAUUCUGAAACAGAGGCUGAAAAGGAGAGAAUCAGGCUGACACAGGCGGCUGUGCUGCACAGACACAGAGAGGAGCUGGAAUCCUUUCAGCGGUCUGAGGAGGACCAACUGGAGAAGCAGAAGCUGUUUUCUCUGGAAAAAAUCAAGAAAGAAGCAGAAGCCGUUUGGCAGGCGGAGCGGACGGAGCUGGAGCAAGAGAGCAAGAGAGCCCUGAGCACGCUGAGGGAGAAGCUGGGCCGAGAAAAGGAAGCGGCCAUGCAGGAAUUGGAGAUGCAGUUUGCAGUGGAGAUCCAGCAGCACAAAUCCGGAGCAGAAGAAGAGCACCGAAAGGUUGUCUCAGCCUUUCAGGCUUGGAUUGCAGAGGCCCAGAGAAGGGAAGAGGCCGAGUUACAGAAGGAAUUGGAGGGCGCAGAGCAAAAGGUCCAGCAGAAGAGGCAUCAGGUCCUUGAGUACGAGCGAGAGCUCAGUGACCUCCUGAAGGAGAAGCGGCAAGAAGUUGAGCGAGAGCAUGCGAAGCAGAUGGAGAAGGUGCAGGAGGCACACCGGGAGGUCCUUGCUGGGAUGCAGGCGCAGCACGAGGCCGAGGAAAGGGAGCAGAGGGCGGAGAUGAGCGCGUCGCUGCAAGUGGAGCAGGAGCGCCUGAGGCGGCUCCACCAGGCGGAGCUGGAGGCCAUACAGAAGCAGCAGCUGGAGCAGCUGGAGCACUGGCAGGAGCAGGAGCGGAAGGCUCAGCACACGGCGCUGGAGCUCGAUCUCCGAGCCAAGGAUGCACAGGCCAGAGCAGCCCAGCUCCAUGCUCAGGAAGAGGCCUGGAGGAAGAAAAGGCAGCAGCUCCUGGAGGAAGAGAAGCAGCUGGAUCAAGAGAGGGAGGAAGCCGCUUUGGCAGCUCGGCUCUGUCUUGAGGAGGCCCGAAAAGAGCAGAAAGAUCUUGCAGAGGCGACACGGCAGCUGCGUGGAGCUCUGGGGAAGCUUCAGGGCCAGAAAACAGAGCUGGAAUCCCAGGUGGAGCGGUUGCAGUUGCAGAGUCAGCAGCUGCUGCAGCGGGUCAGUGACCUGGAGGAGGCCAUGAAGAAUAAGCAAGAGCUGCUGAAGAAGCUGGAGGAAGAAUCCCCAGGAGGGAAGGAGGAAGCGCUCCGAGUGGAAGACCUGCAAGAGAGCAGGCUGGCGCCCCCCUCGAGAGAGAUGGCAUCCGAGACUCCAAAGAGCAACGAAGAAAGCAGCCUCCUCCUGGAUCAGGUCCGGCACUACAUUUCGGCCGAAGGAGCCUCCCUGAAGACCGCCAAGGAGUUCUUGGUGCGCCAGACACGCUCCAUGAGGAAGAGGCAAACGGCUUUGCGCGCUGCCAAGCAGCACUGGCGCCAUGACCUGCAGAGGGCACAUGAGGCCACUCAGGAGCCAGGCCGUUCCCAGGUGUUGGAAGGCGUGCGCAGGAACCUGGAAGAGGAAGGCAGGCAGCUGGAUGAAAUGAAGUCUGCCAUGCAAAGGGGCCAGGCCCUGCUGAAGAAGAAAGCGGAGCGGUUGAGCCAGCUGGAGUCCUCGCUGCUGGACGAGCUCUCUGAUGAAGAUACACUGAGGGGAGCGGCCUGCAAGAAGGUGGUGACCUUUGACCUCAGUGACUCUGAUGACGCAAGCAGCAUGACGAGCAGCGCAGAGUCUCCCCACAAAGUGGACUUGAAACCGGACCUCCAAUUCCCCCCCUUGGACAAGAUCCAAUACCUGACCGACUCCCUGCAGCGCAUCACCAGUGACCUGAACAGUGUCCUCGGCCUCCUGAGCCACUUCAGCAACCAGCAGCCUCUGCUCUUCGCGUCCACCCAGGGCCAGGCGUCCCCAGGGUCCAGGGAGGGCAUUCCUCUGGCUACUUAUACCUCUUUGGCCCGUGUCCGUUCCGCUGCUCCGUUUGUGCCUUCUGCUGGGCCUCAGUGGGCCUGGGGUCCCAGCUCCAGUCCCAGCCCCUCUGCUUUGGCCAGCCAGUCUGUGGACAGCAUGUUAAUGGAGAAGUGGCACAAGUACUUCCCAGGUGGGUUCCCGUUACCCUGCAGAAGUCCUGGCCCUACGGACAGCAAGCUUAGCUACAUGACCUCUGGCGAGCAAAUCCGCCUGUUCCAGCGCCCCCACACACAGGGCCCUGCGACAGAGAGGCCGAAUAUCCAGGGCAUGAUUGAUGCCAACAAGAAGUGGCUGGAGAGUGUCAAGCAGGAAUCCAAAGUCCCUCUCUUGCCAGUUGCACCCAAGUCCUCUGCCAGUGGCUCGGGUUUUGUGCAGCUUGGACUGGAUGAGAACAACCAAAUCAAGGUCUACCACUUCUAGGCAACUGGGAGAAGCCCUUUUGGAAAGCAGAUCCCCGGCCCGAGUUCCUCACGGCAGAGCUUUGGUCUUCCCCCGAUGGCAAUACACGUCUUUACCCCCCGCCCCCAGCAGCCUCCGUGCGUGCUCUCUUGGGCAGGGCCACGGCGCCUGGCUCCUAAAGAGAAGGCCAUUCGUGCAUUUGGGAAGUCAUCCGAGUGUCCCUAACUAGUUGCUUCCCUGUUAGCGUUCCAUUAGGCAGGAAAAUGCCCAGCAGGUGAUGUUGCUUCUUGGGGUAGGAGGUGAGUUCUGAGAGGAGGCUGGUGGGCAUCUUUUCCCAUGUACUACGGGCACCUGAGAGCAUGGGCAGCCACAGGGCGGCCUGAAGCGAACCCUCGGAAGCCGUGAGCGCCUGGACUGAUGCCAUCGCCUCCGCUGCUCCCAACGUCAAAGUGGCAGCCCGUGGUCCCGCCCUGCAAGGGUUCCUCUGCAGUCAGGGUUGCCUCCCACAGUCACCACACACCCCUCGACCUCCCCAGAUUUCUCCGUGCGGGUCGGCUGCCCGUUGGGUGACUCGUGGGCCAUCUUGGCUUUGUGCAGCAGCUCUUCCGGUGCCAGGCUGGCCACCCACAGGCCGAGGCAGGGCGGCAGGAGAGCGCCAGGCUAAAAUCUUCUAGGAAGCCGUCAUUGGCCUGAUCCUCCAGGCUUUUCUGAGAAAUGGAGGCUCCUCUCAGAGCUUGGGGACUGUUGUGUUUGCGGUGGCAGAGCCGGUUGGGCUGAUGCUUCAGCGCAUUUCUUUGCGCUGUGUUCACUCAGCUGGUCCCAGAGCUGGAUGCUUGCAGCAGCCGCCACUUGAAAGAGUGCCAGUUGCCUGGAGGAACUGGGUGGGUGGAGUGGGGGGCGGGGGCUACACGUGCACAUCCAUGCACGUCUGCAUUGUGGAGGCACGCUCUUGCCAGAGCUGCUUCUAGAAGGUUUAAUUUCACUCUUCAUUUCCUUCUUAGCUUUUCCCACCUUCUGAAGCCAGGCCUCUGGCUGAUGUACCCGGUCCCACCCCUGAGGUGGCGCCUGGCUCUGGCUUCCCAGGCACUGGGGGGCGGAGGGGGGGCAGUCUCCCUUAGAGUGUCCCCCCGCCAUGCUUGACAGCUUCCAACAGCUCUCUCAGUUUUCACCACUCAGCUGGGCCUCUGUAUGAGCAAAGCGUUUCUACUCUUGGCCUGUGUUAAAGGGUAUGUUAUGGCAAGAACGGGCAGAGCUGUAUUUUUGUAUACCCAUUAAAUUUUACUCUUUGGUACAUCUCUGGUGGUGUCGUCGCUUUCCCCCCUCCUGCGUGUUCAUAGUUUGGUUCCUGCCUGAGAAUCUCGUGCACAUGAUCUCACUUUGCCCCGGCUCCCCGCAACCAUGCUUUCAAGAGCCUUUUGCCAGAUCCCUGUUCUGCAAAUAGACAGAGGCUGGGGUUUGGGCGGUGAGGGGGAGGGGGGUCUGUAUUGCCUCCUACCAUGCUGGCAGAUGUCUACCAAAUCGAAUGCAAUGCCAACCACCUUGCACGUUGGUUGGCUGUGGGAAUUUGGCUUUUGACAAACAGCACGCAGAGAGGCUCUUUCCCCAUUUUUAGUGGAGCUACAGAUGGCCCCUUGCGCAGAAUAUAAUCCCCAGGAAAGCAAGUGAACCCUCUCUGCUCCUAAUCCCCUGAUCUGCACGUCUCCUCCCGCCUGGCGCACUGUGUGUGUGUGUGUGUGUGAGAGAGAGAGAGAGAGAGAGAGAGAGGAAUGUGACGUCUCUGGGCACAAGUGUGGAAGAUUAGAGGCUCCAAAGGACAGCAGAUUUUGUAGGCAGUACAGGCUGCCUGCCUAAGCUUAUUAGGCCAUUUGGCACCAGUUUGCCCUGUUGCAGCACAACGCAGGUCUCAUCCCAGGCUGAUCUGAGGAGAGUGAGCCUCUCGUGGGGCUUCCUGACGUUACCCACCAUGCUGGCAACGCUGAUGACUGCGCUCUACUUCAUGGUGAAAGCAUUGGGGCAGCUUGGCAACCACCUGUUCCAGGAGGAGCCGCUGCCCUACCUCAUCCAACAGCCCCUGCCGUGGCAAGUCCAGUAUGUGACCCCAAGCCGUCGUGCCAGCCGAGACAGCGGGAAAGGGGUGAGUUCUCGGCACAACAGUAUCUACGGGAUCACUGGGCGAAGAGGUGACUCCAGCCCUGUGCCCAGCAGUGGGAGCGAGGAGCUGAGUGAUCCCACCCAGAGGGCAGCGGUGACUAUCCAGACUCACUAUCGUAAAUACCAGCAGCACAAGCAUGGAAAGUAGAACCAAUCCCAACUCCUGGCUGCUUUGAAAUCAAGGACUGCAUGGCUCGUUCAAGGUGGAACAGCAGAGCGGCGCUCUUCUCGCAUACCGCUGGUGCGGUUGGGCUCGCCCCAUGGCCAGCUCAGCAGUCUUUGGGGGCAGCUCUCUUGUGUAGGAGAGUCUCUUGGACUUUCCCCACCAUCAUUUGCACAUGUUUUGAGAUUUCUAAAUUGGCUUCCGGAGGCCCUGCGCACCUGACGAGCACUGUGGGGAGGAGGCAAGAUGGGCUACUGCUAGUGGCUGGGGCUCAGGCAAUCUUUCAGUGGGAACUUUUGGCUCAGUCUUGGAUGAGGGUUGGGGUUUCGAUGCAAAUGGGUGCUUAUGCACAGAGCCCUAUCAAUGGCGUUGGGGGUCGGGGGAAGAGGUGUAUAGUACAGCGAUAGCAGGUGAGGCUAAAUGCUUUGGCGUGCUUUGACACAGAAGUUUCCAGAAGGAAGGUAAGGCAUAGCGCAGGGGGUAGGCCUCCAGGUGCUAUUUAAUGAAGAGGAACUCCUGUGCUGGAACCUUUCUUUGGGAAAGGAGCCCCACUCACUUGCGCUGCUUUUUUCUGCACGUUCUUCCUGCCCCUCCACCCCACCGCAGCUGUCUCUGGGUGUGCUGUGCCAUGCACAGACUCAGUGCUGGCACACAGAGCUAGCCGAAGACUUGGGGGCCUCUGCCCCACCCUCAGUAAAAACGACCCUCUUCAAUUGGAAGAGCUGGCUCUGCUUGCAAGAGGCGAGUUGCAGCCCAUGGCCUCUCUGCCCCAAUCUCCAGGAGACAAUUCCGAUUUUACUUGCUUUGUGUUUUAGAAAGAAAAAUGGCACUUCAGAAGGACACAUUAUACAUAGAGAAUUUUAAAAUGUUUGGUGUUUAAGAAGUUUAUGUAUAAAAUUAUGAACAGCUUAACGUGUGACAUGUGACCUGCAGGAUACUUCACAAUGAAAUGUGUGAUUACAGGAUGCGCCUCGGGGGGGCGACAGACUCUGAGAAACUCCAGCAGAAAGCUGAGAGAGUGGAGUCUCUGUUUCAUUGCCCUAGUGUGCCCCUAUCAGAGAAUCAUAGAAGAGUAGAGUUGGAAGGGGCCUAUAAAGCCUUCGAGUCCUGGCAUGUCCCUGCUCUUUUCUAGGCGCUGCAUCUGUCUUGCUAAGUAAUGGGCAGUUGUUGCUCAGGCUUAACUGUCGGGUGAAAUUGUGCUUUUCGUCAGAUCUUUUUCCACGUUCCACCUGGUCGGUGGGAACAUGGAAUCUGUCUUCAGGAUGUGGCUGACCGCAUUACGGUCAUGUUCAUUCUCUUCUAGGUCUGGCCCACCCCACACAAAGGGCUCUGUUGUUAUAGAAACAUAACUUUUAUUGCACACUGCGCUGGCUUUUUGUUUUUAUAGAAAAAGGUAUUAACACAGAGGCAGAUGCAACUUAAAGCA